AUGGUUGCAGGACUGGACGAGUUGAUCGAGUCACUUUUGACCGAGAUCGCCUUUUCUGGUGUCCGAGGCUGUUCUAUACACAGUCUGCUGGCUGCAAUAGACCUUUUUUAUAAGGCUUCGGGUAAAGAAAACGGGCAGGACGGGUCGCGCACUCAAAGUAUCGCGAUCGGUGGUAGCGAUACGAAACCUGUCAAAAUUCCUAACAGAGAUGACCUCGCUAUUGCCUCCAAAGUAUGGAGAUGGCUCGCCGACAGAUCAGAUGUAUCCAUCGGAACCAACAGACAAUUCAAUCACUUGUCUCUAGAGGAAGCGUUAGCGCUGCCUGAAGAGGAAGAAUCUCAAUUGUCAGAAACAACUGCGCCAUCUUCAACGAAGUCUCCAGUGGAUAAAAAGACUAAACCGCAACAAAAGUCGAAUCAACGGGCACUGAGAGAUGAGGCUUCAUCUGUGAGACCUAGAUUACACGUUUCUGAAGAACGCCAGUGGAGAACAAUUGCUGGUCAUGGACCGGACCUAAAGCGAGUGCCCCUUUUCGAAUGGCGAGCACUUGUUGACAUCGCUUCUGUCAAAGAAAAGGGGAUCCUCCAAGGUGACCUUGUUCGCCUUACUGGUCAAGACAAGAGGUCGCUUCCCACCAGGACCGAUGCGCUGGCAAGGAAAGGAUAUAUCAUUAAGCAACCUGUGGUUCUUCGUGGCGGCAAAUCUAGCAAGCUAUGGCUUGCUCAAUUCUCAGAAUACGCAAGGGAACACCAAGAGCGGGAGGGACUUGACUAUGACAAGCUUGAUCUCUCUAAAGCGGCCCUUACCAGUGAUUUGGACCCGGUUUCCUUCUGCGAUAAAUGGAAUGGAGACACCAUUGACUAUUUGGCUCUUGCUCAGGGUUUUGUGGCUAUAGUAAAAGCGUGGACUCUUAUCCGUUACUGCGAUGCUCGCGCAAAAUUAGGUGUUGAGGAACGUGUACGUCAAAUGAGGGCUCUCGCAAAGACAUGUCGUUGGCUCACAAAUAUUGGCGCGCUAUCCUUCGUUGGUGCGAAGUUUGCCGGAAGCAACCGAUUGUUCAAGGACUGUGUCAAAUAUAUUCGAGAUCCGUCUCCCGCUGAAUGGUCUCAUUUUCGUGCCACCCCCAAGACCCGGAUGGUAGUUCCGUCUGGUCGUAUAGGAAAGCGAGGGGAAGCGUCUCGUGCUGUUCAUGCUUCACAACCAGGUGGAUCUCGGGGAAGUAAGACCAUCAUCAAGAAGCCACACGUAGCUAGGCCUCGCACCGAGCCUACGUCUUACACCAGCAUUAUUCCUUCCCCAUGGAAACCACAGAAGCCAGUUCCAAACACAGCGUUUGAGAUCAUCAAAAGAGCGGGCUCUAAAGGCACCUCAAAUGCGGCCAUCUGUCGACAAACCCUAGGUCAUAACUACCGCAGGCUUACAGCAGCGAUGACCGGGUCGAUCUCCAUGCCAACUAACAGUCAGCCAUCGCACCUGAAACACCUGAGCUCAACCUCACAGUUAAGCCGCAUUGGAAAGACCAUGACAUAUACAUUCUAUGCCUGCAACGAAAUUCUGGAUGCCACACCUGACGAGCAGAACAUGGAGCCAGCUAUUCUUGAGACGAAUGCAGCAGGAGAUCCAAUUGCAAGCCAACAAGACAAUGUAUUCUCACAAGUUAACUCGAGCCGAUUCUUCAAAAGUCCUAGUUCCUCGCUUUCAGACAUCGUUCGAGCCCAGCAUUUGGAUCGAAGCUUCUCAAGAAAAUGGAAACGCAAGCGGCCCGUAGAUGAAGAUAUUGAUGAUCAACCCCCGAUCAAACUACCCAGGCGUCUGGGUCGUCCACCGAAAAGGCGCGCAAUGCAGACCACGCCAAGUUCUGUGGAGGGGCCUUCACAGGUUCAAAGUGAUGAGACCCCUAUUACGGCUCAAGGUCAUAGCAUUGCUGAUGAACACAUACAAGCAGAGAUUACUCCACAGGUGACCCGAGCCCCAGGUGUUUAUCGUGGACUUCCAAACUCACUUGACCCUGUCAAUAAAAGGGGUAGACGUCGGAAAUCUUUGGUCAUUAUAUUUAGGUCUGACAAACUUAAAGACCCGGCAUUUCUUGGACACCAGUUGGUCAUACGCGAGACGGAUAUCGUGGAUGGCAUAAGCCGUGUAGCCCCUACGGAAGCAACUCCAAGAAGACAAUCAGCUCAAAUGCAGGACGUUCACUCAGGAGAAACUCCAAAUCCCCCGGUCACAGUUCCAAGGGUUGUUUCUGAAAUCUCACCCGUCCGAACUAGGACACCAAAGUCGGGGAAAAGGGGGUCAUUUCGUUGCGACAAAUGCGGAAAUAGCUGGAAGAACUCAAAUGGGCUGGAAUAUCAUCUCACCAAAUCUAGGACAUCUUGCAAUCAAGACUUCGUCCCGCCUCCUUCGGAUUUUAUCAAUAGCCGGCAACGUAAAUCGACCCACGCUCAAGUAUCAGAACAUAUGUAUAAGCCUCGCAUAAUGUCUGAAGAGCGAAGACAACAUCGGCACACUCUAACUCCGGGAGAACAAAUAGAGUCUCGACUCAAGCAGAAGGAGCCUCAUCUAUCAUCGUCGUCUCCUAAUCCCUCCACCUCAUUGACCUCUACGUUAGAUGACAGUGUAACACGCACGCCAUACACUAGAGAUAAUACCCAGUCUCGAGCUAUUCGAGGAAGUAUCGUGUUAAAGAAUCUGGACGUGUUCGAUGUGACUAAUCAUCGACGGUUCCCGCAUCAGCAAUCGACUCAUGCUGAUAGAAAUGCAUCUCUCACUAGUGAUAUUAUGCCAGUAGUAAACGUUCAAGCAUCCAUCGCCCAUAGUAACCCACCAAUCAGGGUCUCUCCCGGCGCCAACACUCAGAUACAACAACUGGCAGUUUUUAAUGAGUAUCAGCAGGCCGACACUGCUGAUCAUUCACAGAAGACUGCUGAGGAGCCCAUCGAACCUAGUGCGGAAAAGCAAGCCUUUUCUGCAUUAAGCCCUUCCCCUCCAUCAGGACAAACUAAGAAGCACGCAAACAAAUCUUCUACUGCAUUGUCUGGAGAGCGGCUUGGCGCCCGCAAGCCUCUCCCUAAUAUUUUGCCCAGCAAGGUUGGGGGACCCAGCAUUUUAGUAUCGACGCUCACGAAGAAGCAUCAUGGAGCCCAAGUAACCGGCAGCACAGUCAAUGAUCCCGACCUCGCCUCAACACCAUCAAAGCUUCUAUCCAGAAAUAGCUCAGCCCAGUCGACCAAAAGAUCUUUGGAGUCUUUUGCAAGACCAACCAAACCGAAUGCGUCGUUCGGUGCCCGUCGCCGAGAUCGCACUAUCCAGAUAAUUGGCUAUCUUCUUGAUCAAAAUGGCGGAGUGUUCCCAGGGCUUCGAUCUCUGUUCAUGGCAGUCAUAUCUGUCUGGGCCAAAGAAUUCAAAGACCUCGCACCCCCCGAUCGAAGAAUAUGUCAGAAUAUCGUGAACCAAAUGGAACGAGACAAAAUAAUCAAACAGAUGCACUUUUUCUUCUUUGACGAUCAGGCCAAGAUGCAGGAGUGCGUUGUUUUAGCAAAGACCGAUGCAAACAUUAGCCCAGCUGUAGAUUCGACUGAUGACCCCCGUGUCAUAGCUGUGAAAGAAAAGAUGAGAGAGAUGUUUCCCGAAGCCUAUGUUCCCGACCCCUUUUCGCUCUCGCCAGAUGAGGCUAAGUUAUUUGAUGAACUUGCGUCACAAGGGAAAGAGCACAGUCAGGCACGUCUGAAAAUCGCCAAGGAUUUGAAAAAGGUUCAGGACAUCGAAACUUUGAGGUACGAAAACUCAGUUAUGGAUGGCAUUUCAACGCUUAAGCAUAACGCAAAACGACAAAUUGAUGAGGCAGAAAUGCAGCCACAGCCAAAGAAAACUCGUGUCAGUGUCGAGCAACCAGAUCUCCUCGAAAGGGCUCGAAAGCUGCGCAGACGGCCUGACAAACACGAAAUGUGGGAUAGCGGAAAGCUAGCUGUUUAUAUUUGGAGUCAAAGACAGAAACCAAGCACCACGUGGGAUCAGAACCAGCCACAUUUGCAAGAUCCUGUGACUGGAGCCUGGUCCUGGGCGCCUGAAAUCGAACCACUACAGGGCAACAUAAGUACGAUUCUAUCUUCUGUGAAGAGUGCUAGGCACAUCGAUGCAUCUCUCAAACAGAAGCGUCGCAGAACAUCGGCUGCUCGGAGCAACAAGAGGCAUGAAAACAGUGAUCCGGCUAUUGGAAACCCCCCAAUCUCCGCUGACAACACGGUAACGCUGAAUGGGUAUGAACACCACAACUCGAAUGACCCUUCAUCGUCUCUUGCCAUCUUUGCAGGAGAUAGCCUCUCGGCCGAUGAACGUAGCGAAAGCUAUUAUGUAAGCGGCAGCGAAGCAUCGGAUAGCAAGAGCGCCCGCUUGGGCACGUCCAGAUUACAACUUACAUCAACGGAAAUAUCUGGUAAUUGUAACAAGCAACAGUGGCCUGAUCUUCAGGACCCGGUGUGGGAGACAUGUAAUGACAUAUCUUUCGCCAAUGCUGAGCCAAAGGAGGGUACUUUCCAGUCUUCAGAUAACAACAUGCCACGUAAUGUACAGGAUAUUCUUAGUACUACACACCGUGUUCACUCGUACAAAGGGUGGGCUGAUCCAACCUAUGGAGAUUUCUUACGAAACCUCAAGACCAUUAAGAGCUGGGAGCAAUCAGCCGAUGGGUCUCGGCUCGUCACUCAUGGGCCGGUCGCGCAAGAAUAUGUUUACAUAUCCCUCACACUCAACAAAACAAAGGCCAACAUGAAGCCUACCGAUCCGGAGUGGCUUGUAUCCAAUCAGUUCACAAUAGGCAACGUACCUGAUGAAAUAAAGAACUCAUCCCUAGAGGAUGCGGACUACGGAUUGGCCUAUGCAAAUGUAAAGAGUCGGAAGUCGGAGGGCGCCACGAAUGAGAAGAAAGGAUGCAACGAAAGAUCAGGAUACAAGACGGCGGCAAACGCCAGGGGUCCAAAGCCAAAAAAUUCUUCUCGGAUGCUUUCUACACAGCUCCAACAUGUUUCGACCCAACCACCGAUGUCACCUUCACAGCCUGAUGGAUUUAUUGAAUAUAAGACACGAGAUCUUACCAUUAUACCAAAACAACCCAGGGGCCGGUUCAAUAAACCUGCUGCACAUGAUGAUAAAUUGGGUUCCAAAAGAGAAGAUGAGCUUGUUGCUGCUUGCGUUGUCUUCAGAACACUCCUGGGGGGGCUUGAUAGAAAUCUGGACAUAGGCUUAUUGCUCAAGCAUUUCCCAGGAAUGUCACUGUCUGCUCUCAAAAAGUUUUGGCCUAGGGUCAGCAAAGAACGUAAAUCCUAUGUCCAGGCAUUAACAGCGAAAUUUCAAUCGGGUUUCUUGAAAGCCUAUGAGAAUGGAACGGUCCCGCCACUUGAUUACGACAAUAUUGAUAAUUAUGAUUGGCCAAGACUAAUUCUGUGGGCUACGCAACUCGAAACCCACGAAGAUGUAGACCUACCAGAAUCACGAGAGAUACUAUACCAGAGCCACGUAAUUGAGGAUAUCACAAAUGAGGCUGCAGAUUGGAGGGACGUUUGGUUUGCCACUACUUCAACGUAUAACCGAAUCGAAGCUGUUGCUAGUGAAACAAUGUCAAUCCCCCUACCAUCCAAGUUUCGGCAAGACAAAGCGACAAUAGAGCGCGCCCGUACCUGGGUUCGCUCGAUCUGCUGUACUCCACUUAGGGGUGUGGAUGUCAAAGAGAAGCUUGUUCCAAAGCUUCUCGAGCUUGGAGACGGCGAUGUGGGUGAAACGAACCGGAUACUCGAGAAGGUAGUUGCGGGACUCAACAGAGAAAAGGUAAUAACAAGAACCAAAGGGAAAGACCUCGGUGGAAAUUUCCGCAUACAUGGCAUGUUCUCCAAACAGCUUGAGAAGAUGGCUAGCACUUCAAAAGUCAGGCAAGCAAUCUCCUUCAAAGCUCAGCUUGAUGAAGUGUUUCGUCAUUGCAAUGAACAUACUAUGCCGUAUGCCUCUGAUGAUGGGUCAAUCAUGGCAGUGCUGAACCUCCAGGCCCAUGGUCGAAUACGCACUGAAACCAUCGAUAUGCAAAACAUUCCUUUUGGUUUUGAACCUGGGAACUACGAAGGAAGAACUUUCCCCAAGAGUUACUAUCAUUUCAAAAUUCGUCUCUCACCAACCGAUACCUAUUUAUUCAAUGACGACAUGGCACUUCUCGACCAAGCUCAACGUACGGAUGUUCCGACUGAAGGACCUGACGGCAGAAUCCCUAUCUGGGUCGACUUCUUCGGAAAUGUGAAUGUGACGCGAUGGGUUGAUUAUGUCAGCAUGAUUGUUUUCACACUUGCAAUCAAGGGUCCAAUAGUACCCAAGAUGUGUGUCACUCUGUUGAAACCCAUGAUUGAGGAAUUCGAGGUUCAGCUGAUUGUAGAAUGGCUUGAUAAACUUGGUCUUAUACAGCAGGCCGUGGAUAAGUGUGGGGUGACUGUAGCGGAAUGGUGGUGGCUUGUUGCUGGAUACAUCGCCCAGUUUGGCAAGGAAGUGAGGAAAGAUAGGUUAGCCUAG
Xylaria bambusicola is the source of this 6546-nucleotide messenger RNA. RefSeq lists its product as uncharacterized. The transcript has 2 exons. The record is from RefSeq and is a predicted model, not a curated record. Gene Ontology annotation, molecular function: DNA binding. NCBI's taxonomy places the organism in Eukaryota, Fungi, Ascomycota, Sordariomycetes, Xylariales, Xylariaceae. Bases 1 to 6546 code for a protein of 2181 amino acids. Gene Ontology annotation, cellular component: transcription factor TFIIIC complex. Gene Ontology annotation, biological process: 5S class rRNA transcription by RNA polymerase III; transcription initiation at RNA polymerase III promoter.